This is a messenger RNA of Theobroma cacao (cacao), 2410 nucleotides long. Lineage: Eukaryota; Viridiplantae; Streptophyta; Magnoliopsida; Malvales; Malvaceae. The record is from RefSeq and is a predicted model, not a curated record.
GCUUUGGCAAUGAUUUUCCAUUCAUAUAUUUUCAUGUAUUGCUGUCUCUUUCUCCUAACCACCUCUCCGAUCUCCUUCUCUUCACAGCCCACUUAUCUCUCCCAUUCCUUUCCAUUGAAGCAUUCUGUCAAUUCUCUCUUCUCCUUUCUGAUUCAUUUCAAUGUUAUAUUUCUCUCUAACUCUGCCUUCAUCCACCAGCUAAGUACGAUCUUUUUUUUUUCUCAUUUAAUUCAUCCGAAUUAUUUGAUUUCUCUGUUCUUUUUGCAUCUGGGUUUGUUUUUCUUGAGAUUUGGCAAAAACCCAUUUUGUUUAUUUGGUCGUUGAUGCCAAAUGAGUUGUUAUAAAGAUGAUAGCUUUCAGCUUGAAUUUCUGGAAAAGCUGUAAUUUGAGCAUUGGAUAUGUUUAGAUAUGCUCGUUUCGUUUUGCUUCUAUAUAAUGUUGUUGCUCUACUUUGAAACUCUUAUAUUUCUGUGAGCUGAAUGUGGGGCAUUUAUUUGAACUGACGGUGAAAUUUUGUUAAUGGAUAGUGUGGUACUUAUAUUGGAUCAAUUAUAUAACGUGUUUAAAGUUGUUUAUAGAUAAAUGGGUUAUUGAAGAUCUUAAAGUUAUAAUCUUUUCAUUGUGGGUUGCUGUUUUUGUUGGAAGUUUGUUGAAUGUUGGUGGUAGGAGAUGGUAGAAAAAAAAUAGUUUCAUGAAUGUUAGUUGGAAUAUAUUGGCAUUAUGAAUUGAUUGAGAUGGUGAAUAAUUUUAGUCGGAGUACAUCAUUCAACCGAAGGGCGUUGAAUGUUGAUAGCCCGAGAUUUUUGAGUAUUGCAAGCCCCAGAGCCUUGAAUCUUCUUAGCCCUAAACCACUGGGUUUUGCUAGUCCUAGAGUUCAUCAUAGGUUGGGCUGGGUCUCACGCUUGUUUCCUGUGCUUAUUCUCAUUGGGGCUUUGAUUUCAUUUUUUAUAGUAAUUGGUGGAGGUUAUAUGUAUGUUCUCCCUAGUCUCAGUCAAGCAUUUCUUGGGUAUAGUGUGUCAAAAUUCAAUGAAUCGAGCGAUGUUUGUGAUAUUUUUGAUGGAAGCUGGGUUAUAGAUGAUAGUUACCCAUUAUACAAUGCUUCUGAAUGUCCAUAUGCUGAACAAGGAUUCAAUUGCUUGGGAAAUGGCAGGAAAGAUAAAGAUUAUCUUAAAUGGAGGUGGAAACCAAAAAAUUGUGAUAUCCCAAGGUUCAAUGUGCAAAAUGUUCUGGAAAUGCUUCGAGAUAAAAGGAUUGUUUUUGUUGGAGAUUCUAUGAGUAGAACACAGUGGGAAUCAUUGAUAUGCUUGCUCAUAACUGGAGUGGAAGAUAAGAAGAGUGUUUAUGAAGUUAAUGGGAAUAAGAUAACUAAACGGAUCAGGUUUUUAGGUGUGCGGUUUAGUUCCUUCAAUUUUACCAUUGAGUUCUUUCGCUCAGUUUUCUUGGUGCAACAUGGUUGGAUGCCUAGACAUGCUCCAAAGCGGGUUAGGUCAACCCUUAAGUUGGACAAGUUGGAUGAUAUUAGCAAUGAGUGGAUUAAUGCAGAUGUUCUCGUAUUCAACACGGGACAAUGGUGGGUACCAGGGAAGCUCUUUGAAACCGGUUGCUACUUUCAGGUUGAAAAUUCAGUAAAGCUUGGAAUGUCAAUUCCUACCGCAUUCAGAACAGCACUAGGUACUUGGGCAUCAUGGGUUGAGAAUAUGAUUGACGCAAACAGAACACUUGUCUUUUUCCGGACUUUCGAGCCAUCUCACUGGAGUGAAAAAUCGCGUCGGUUUUGCAAUGUGACCCAGAAUCCAUUAUCAGAAACUGAAGGGAGGGAUCAAAGCAUUUUCUCAGAGACUAUUUUCAAAGUGAUAAAGAAUAUGACUGUUCCUAUAACUGUUCUGCAUGUAACUUCCAUGUCGGCUUUCCGAAGAGAUGCACACGUGGGCAGGUGGAGUGACAAUCCAUCUGUGCCUGAUUGUAGCCACUGGUGUCUUCCUGGCGUACCUGAUGUCUGGAAUGAAAUUUUCCUCUCAUACCUGCUUGCUGCUUAUGAAUUUCCUGCAGUUUAUAAAGAAUAGUAUUGGAUUAGCAAGCACGAUGAUUGAACCCUGGUCUGCAUGCAGCUCUUCUCAGAACUCGAAAUUAACAUGGAUUGAAAUUCACCUCGCAUUAAGACCUAUAAUCCUCCGGGAACCAGUAUGACAAGUCUGCAAUUCUUGACAAAGCACUCAAUUUUUUAUAGAGAAAAAUGUAGAGUUACACGGAUAAAGGAACGUGUAAGAGAAACUAAUUUUUUCAUUCUUUCUUGCCCUUUUCUUACCUUUUACAUGUGAGAAGCGGCCAAAAUUGGGUAUUCAAAUGUAACAAAUUUGUCCAUGUCCUGUUCAAAUAUUAAAAUUUUGAUGAUUCACCACAUUAAGAGAUA